This is a messenger RNA of Haliotis rubra (blacklip abalone), 503 nucleotides long. RefSeq names its product polyunsaturated fatty acid lipoxygenase ALOX12-like. The record is from RefSeq and is a predicted model, not a curated record. NCBI's taxonomy places the organism in Eukaryota, Metazoa, Mollusca, Gastropoda, Lepetellida, Haliotidae. Gene Ontology annotation, molecular function: oxidoreductase activity, acting on single donors with incorporation of molecular oxygen, incorporation of two atoms of oxygen; metal ion binding. Gene Ontology annotation, biological process: lipid oxidation. The transcript has 4 exons. Bases 1 to 444 code for a protein of 147 amino acids.
AUGAACACUUCGUCUCUGUUACGUUUUGUGGGUGUUCCCGGCAGUGGUGAAUUCCGAUACCUGAAUGACCUCAUCCAGACAUUGACGUCGGUCAACUUCACCUGCAGCGUCAAGCACGCUGCCGUCUAUUUCUCUCAGUACGACUACUAUGCCUUUCCCCCUCCAUCCCCACUGAAGAUGCCUGAUGUCCUGCACGCUCUGCCAGACAAGAAAACAACCUUUGAUAUUAUGGUUGUCACCAAACUGCUCAGCAGCAAGGGUGUCAAGAGUCUGGGGGACUUCGAGGUUCAAUAUGUGUUUGAUCCAAAAGCGACUGUUGUUCAAGAGGAAUUCCGGGCAGAUCUUAAAGAAGUCGGAAGGGUGAUUGAGGAGCGAAAUUCGACAAGGAACCCGACCUAUGACUAUCUUCAUCCCGACGCUAUCCCAAAUUCUAUCAGUAUCUAGCCGUCCCGGUAUUACUGUUCAUGAAUAUGUGAACUAGUUUGAACAAUAAGCAUUUACUU